This is a messenger RNA of Scedosporium apiospermum, 1197 nucleotides long. RefSeq lists its product as uncharacterized. The coding region runs from base 1 to 1197 and encodes 398 amino acids. The record is from RefSeq and is a predicted model, not a curated record. Lineage: Eukaryota; Fungi; Ascomycota; Sordariomycetes; Microascales; Microascaceae. The transcript is spliced from 4 exons.
AUGGCUGGUCCGAUCCGGCACCCAAUCAACCAGGCGAACCUGGAGCGAUAUCUCCAGGAACACGUCCCGGAGAUUAAGACGCCCCUCGACAUUAAGCAGUUCGGCUUCGGUCAAUCCAAUCCCACCUACCAACUCACCUCCGCCACCGGCAUCCGCUAUGUCCUCCGCAAGAAGCCCCCGGGCAAGCUCCUCUCCAAGACGGCGCACAAGGUCGAGCGCGAGUACCGCAUCAUGCGCGCCAUCGGCGAGGCCAACGCCCAGGGGUCCGCGAGCGUGCGGGUUCCCGUGCCGAAGACGUAUUGCCUGUGCGAGGACGACUCCGUUGUCGGCACGCCGUUUUACGUGAUGGAGUUUUUGGACGGGAGGAUCUUUGAGGAUUUUAGUAUACCGGGCGUGGAUCCCGAGACGAGGACGGCGAUGUGGGCAGACGCAAUCCGCACCCUCGCAAACCUCCACUCCAUCAACCCCGCAUCCAUCGGCCUCGCCUCCUUCGGCAGAGACAAGGACUUUUACUCGCGCCAGAUCAAGACGUGGUCGACCAUCUGCAAGGCGCAAGAGGCCGUGAGCGAUGUCGAGUCGGGAGUGAAAGUCGGACCCUUGCCGCACAUGGAGGAUCUCGUGUCAUAUUUCGCCGAUCUUAAGAAGCAGCCUGUUGACAGGGCCGUGAUUGUCCAUGGAGAUUUCAAGAUUGAUAACUUGGUCUAUCAUAAGACGGAGCCGAGGGUUAUUGGUAUAUUAGACUGGGAAAUGUCCACAAUAGGUCACCCCCUUUCCGACCUCUCCAACCUCCUAACAGCAUUCACAACCGCCCCAGCCCCCUCCUCCCCCUUCACAGCCUCCCACUCCUUCGUCUCGAACCCGGCCUUCAUCCCCGGCAACACCCCGGGCCUGCCCACCCGCGAAGACCUCAUCGCUAUGUACGCCUCCGCCACAGCCUCCGCCUCGGCGGCCAAGGGCAAGGGAUCUGCGGGAGGCUACGACCCCCGGCCCGGCGGCGAGGUCUCCUGGGGCGCCGCGUUCAACCUCUUCAGGCUGGCCGCUGUCUUGCAGGGCAUCGCGGCGAGGCAGGCCGUGAGGCAGGCGAGCUCGGCGCAGGCCGCUGUGCAUGCGGCGGCGAGGGGGCCGUUGGCUGAGCUUGCUUGGCGGAUGAUUGAGGAUAGGGAGAAGGAGGGUAGGGGGAACAAGGCCCGCUUGUAA